Messenger RNA from Fraxinus pennsylvanica, 1164 nucleotides. NCBI's taxonomy places the organism in Eukaryota, Viridiplantae, Streptophyta, Magnoliopsida, Lamiales, Oleaceae. The record is from the annotation of a GenBank genome assembly.
AUGGAUCUGAAAUCUAAUCAUACAUCGCCUGUUCUUACUGACUCUGCUCCGAUGAAUAACUCGAGAUUAGGCACCAAUUCAUCUCUUCUUCCAUACUCUCCCACUGGUUCAGUAUUUUCUCGCUCUCUCUCCCUUGCAAUCCCAAGGAGAAGGCCUGGAAUACUUGAUGAUGUUCGAUCAAGCGUGUUGGAUGCCAUGAAAUCAUCAUCUCCGACUCAUACCACAUUAACUAAAGAUUCCAGCACGGAUUUAACAUUAAGUGAUGGUGACGUUGCUUAUCGCAAUUGGAUGAUAAAGUAUCCAUCAGCACUGGCAUCAUUUGAGCAAAUAGCAAAUGUUGCAAAAGGAAAGCGAUUAGCCUUGUUCUUGGACUAUGAUGGGACUUUAUCCCCAAUCGUAGACAACCCAGAUCAUGCAUUCAUGUCAAAUGCAAUGCGUGAUGCUGUAAGAAAUGCAUCAAAUUAUUUUCCAACGGCAAUAAUUAGUGGGAGAAGCCGUGAUAAGGUUUAUGAGUUCAUAGGACUGACAGAACUUUACUAUGCUGGAAGUCAUGGGAUGGACAUUAUGUGCCCUGUUCGGUCCAUUUCUAACGACUAUGUGAAUUGUAUUAGGUCAUCUGAGAAGCAGGGCAAAGAGGUUAAUUUGUUCCAGCCUGCUAGUGAAUUCUUGCCUAUGAUCGACGAGGUUUUUAGAUCCCUUGUCGAAACUAUGAAAGGUGUAACUGGUGCAAAAGUUGAGAACAACAAAUUCUGUGUUUCUGUACACUACCGUAAUGUACACGAAAAGAGUUGGAAAGUAGUCGGUCAAUAUAUUGAAGAAAUUUUGAAAAACUAUCCCCGACUGCGGCUGACACAUGGUCGAAAGGUUUUAGAAAUUCGACCAGUGCUUGACUGGGACAAGGGCAAGGCAGUCGAGUUUCUACUUGAAUCACUUGGAUUAGUUGAUUGUGACGAUUUUCUUCCCAUAUACGUUGGAGAUGAUCGCACUGAUGAAGAUGCAUUUAAGGUUUUGCGAGAGGGUAAUCGAGGUUACGGUAUAUUAGUUUCUUCCACACCAAAGGAAACCAAUGCAUUUUACUCUCUCAGGGAUCCAUCAGAGGUCAUGGAAUUUCUCAACAACUUGGUGAAAUGGAGGAACACGAAGUACUCUAGGAUUCUACUGUGA